CUGUACGGGGAGGGCACGUUUGUGGGUUGUAAAAGCUCUAUAAAUUAGACGCAAGCUGAAAAGCACGUUGCGUUUGAUACGAGGUUGUAAUGGCAAAGAUGAAUGUUGGAACAGCAGUGGUCAUCUUCGCCGCGUUUGCGACUUUCGCUCGAGGUGCGUCCAAGGCUGACUGCAAUUUCGACAGGGACUUCUGCGGUUAUACACAGGAUUUGCACGAUCAGUUUGACUGGACCCAAAUCAACGGUUCCACGCCGAGCAGUUACACAGGGCCUGAUGCGGGUACGUUCGCCUUCAUCGAGACAUCAUGGCCUCGUCUUAAUGCUGAGGCUGCGCGUCUUAUUGGCCCGGAUAUCCAACUUUCCGAUGGCAACUGUUUGACGUUCACGUACCACAUGAAGGGGUUACACGUUCGCCAGCUCAACGUGUACUUACAGGAUGUCAGCGGUUCGCGCAUGCUCCUUUGGAGUGUUAGUGGCGAGCAGGGAGACUUGUGGCAUGCGGCACGUGUUCCGUUAUCUCUUAGUAACUUGAAGUCCUCAAAGAUCGUUUUUGAGGGAUAUUCGGGGACCGGGUACAUGGGCGACAUCGCCAUUGAUAAUGUCAAGCUAACUACCGCCUCAAGCUGCCACCUUCUACCCACGAGUGCUAAACCCACCACGCCCACAAGUCCCCCUGUACCGCCAGUACCAAGUGUCCCCAAUUGCGGAGUUCGCCCUCCUGCGUCCCGUAUCGUGGGUGGUAAUGACGCAAUGCACGGAGAGUGGCCAUGGCAAGCGAUGCUUAUGUUCCAGACCCCCCUGGGCUAUAAACAGUUCUGUGGUGGGGCCUUGGUGCACGAAGACUGGGUACUCACUGCUUCUCACUGCAUCAAUGACAUCCGGCCAGAGGACUACAAAACCCAUAUUAUCAGCUUGGGGGGUCACAACAAGACGGGCAUAAUGUCAGUAGAGCAGCGAAUAGGGAUCGCCAAGAUCUACCUGCACGCCGACUACAAUCUCUACCCCCACCAGUACAACAACGACGUCGCUCUUAUUCGCCUGGCCAAGCCUGCUAUUCGAACACGUUACGUCCAACCGGUUUGUCUGGCGGACGGCACUGUCUCAUUCCCCCCUGGAACCGAGUGUUGGAUCACUGGAUGGGGACGGCUGCAUUCGGGUGGAGCAUCACCGGAAAUCCUCCAGCAAGCCAAGACCAAGCUAUUGAGCUACGCCGAGUGUACCAAGAACGGGUCAUACGGAGCGGCCGCCGUGUCUUCCAAGAUGCUUUGCGCACAGGUCCCUGGUAUCGAUACGUGUCAGGGGGAUUCAGGGGGGCCUCUGGUCUGCGAAAACAACAACAAGUGGACCCUGGUGGGGGUGACUAGCUGGGGGUAUGGAUGCGCCCAUCCCGACUACCCUGGUAUUUACGCCAAACUGACAGAGCUGAAGGACUGGGUCUUCCACCACAUGGCCACAAACCCUUAAGGGGGCAGUAGUGUUUUUAAAAGUCAACAUUUAAGCUUGCUAUCUAAUAAAGAGCUUACAAAAA
Nematostella vectensis (starlet sea anemone) is the source of this 1527-nucleotide messenger RNA. RefSeq names its product chymotrypsinogen A. Gene Ontology annotation, biological process: proteolysis. The transcript has 6 exons. Lineage: Eukaryota; Metazoa; Cnidaria; Anthozoa; Actiniaria; Edwardsiidae. Bases 90 to 1463 code for a protein of 457 amino acids. Gene Ontology annotation, molecular function: serine-type endopeptidase activity. The record is from RefSeq and is a predicted model, not a curated record. Gene Ontology annotation, cellular component: membrane.